CAAUAACAUCAUGGUACUUAAGGAGUGCAUCAUGGGUAAUCUAGGUCUGUUUCCUAUUUUGUUUUGCUGGUCUAACUUUCUGGUGAUCAGCUGAAAUACCAGCAGCAACAUGCCCCGUAAGUGGAGCUCCAUCCAAAAGCAUGGAUGGCUGGGUGGCACAGGAAGUGGGAAAUUACUGAGAGCUUGGAAAAACAGCAUUCUGAGCCCGGCUUCCAUGCUGAGUCCGGCGGCUGCAGCCGGCGCAGCGUCUCCAGAGGAAGGGCCCCAGCAGCCGCGCGACAACAUGGAGAGCUACCGGAACGCCACCGAGGUUCGGAUGAGUCAGAUGGUGCUGCCCUGCCACACCAACUACCGCGGGGAGCUCAGCAUUGGGCAGCUGCUGAAAUGGAUCGACACGGCAGCCUGUCUUUCGGCCGAGAGGCAUGCUGGCCGCCCCUGCGUCACGGCUUCAGUGGAUGAUAUCUAUUUUGAGCAUACAAUUAGACAGCUGCAUAUAGAGUCUCCCUGGUACCCUUGUGGGAAGAACGAAGCCUGUGUCGGGCAGGUUGUCAAUAUCAAAGCAAAAGUGAACCGAGCGUUUAACUCCAGCAUGGAGGUUGGUGUACAGGUCAGCUAUGAAGAUCUGUGCAACGGAGAGCAAUGGAACGUUUGCAAGGCAUAUGCAACGUUUGUUGCACAAAGCAAGUCAAAUGCUAAGAUCACGUUAAAGCCUCUGGUGCCUCAAACAGAAGAGGAAAAGACAGAAUAUAGCAUUGCUGCUGAACGCCGCCGGAUGAGAUUGGCUCACACAGAUACAAUCAAAGGCCUUGUCACUAACGGCCCUGUGCAAUCAGAGCGUGAGAACAGAGAAUGUGAUGCUGUGGUACCUGCAGAAAAGACCAGAGUGGAGAGUGUGGAGCUAAUUCUGCCCCCACAUGCCAACCAUCAGGGGAAUACAUUUGGAGGGCAGAUCAUGGCCUGGAUGGAAAAUGUAGCCACAAUAGCAGCAAGCCGAUUGUGCAAUGCACACCCCACCCUGAAGACAAUUGAAAUGUUCCAUUUUAGGGGACCAUCUCAAGUUGGUGACCGCCUCCUCUUUAAGGCCAUUGUUAACAAUUCAUUUAAGAACAGCAUGGAGGUUGGGGUGUGUGUAGAGGCCUAUCGACAUGAAAUGGAAGUCAGCCGAAGACACAUCAAUAGUGCCUUUAUGACCUUUGUGGUUCUGAAUGAAGAGGGUCAGCCACGCACACUUCCAAUGUUGAAACCGGAACCAGGGGAUGGAGAAAGACGAUUCAAAGAAGCUAGUGCUAGGAAAAAAAUUAGAUUGGACAGAAAAUAUGUCAUUUCAUGCAAACAAACAGAAGUUCCCUUGUCUGUGCCUUGGGACCAAAGUAACAAGGUUUAUCUGAGUUACAACAAUGUUACUGCACUGAAGACACUAGUAGCUAAAGCAAACUGGAUUCUUGCCUCUGAAAAAGACAAGGUAAAGAUGUAUACGCUGGAGGAAGACAAGUUUCUGUCUAUCCGAAUAGAGAUGACCAUCUGCAUUGACACAAUGCAGGCCUUCCUGCUGCUCUCGGACCUGCUACACAGACACGAGUGGGAUGAUCAUUAUGCGAGUGCUGAGCUUGUCCAGCAAGUUGACAAAGAUGACAUGAUCUACCACGUAAUUAGCCAAACUAUCAGCGAAGAAAACAAACGGCAGGACUUUGUCAUCCUGGUGUCACGAAGAAAGCCUUGUGGCAAAGGUGAUCCAUAUGUUGUAGCAUUCAGGUCAGUCACAUUGCCGACACAUCCUGCAAAGCCAGAGUACACCCGAGGGGAGACCUUAUGUUCUGGCUUCUGUAUUUGGCAGGAAACAGAUGAACUCACCAAGGUGUCCUAUUACUACCAGGCCACUCCGGGUGUGCUGGGCUACAUCACAAAGAACAUUGCUGGCCUGUCCUCAAGCUUCCAUUCCACCUUUCAAGCGUGUGAACAGUUUCUGCUGAAGAACAAAGAUGAUGUCACUGUUGGGCUUCAGAAUCUUUAGCUGCACAAUUGUAUCUUUGUCUCACGACAAAGAUAAAAUCUCAUAAUGAACAUCUCUGUAAAUAUUGAGGAGACCGGUCGGGUCUGCCUUUAGUGAGAUAGAGAGAAGAAAGAAACAGACUUGUUUAAAUGCAUCAAUUAUGUAGUCAAAGCUUGUGGAAGAAUGCCAUUCUACUAGCUUAUGAUCAGAAUGCGAAUUCUCGAUCUAGGACAAUUUAACUAUCAUACUUUUAGUGGUUAUGGGGUGUGUGCACAUCUAGGAAGCAACAAAGGAAGAUUCUCCCUGGAUUUUGCAGGUGUGUAAUCACACGUUUUUGACUUCUGUUGAAGUCCUAUUUCUAUUUGAUCAAUAGGAAAAUCUGAUGUAAAGGCACACUUGAAAAUAGACUUCUUUUUUGGUCUUAUCACCUUUCUUGCCUUGCCUUGUACACUAGGUGUUUGAACAGGGAUUAAAUUUUUGUACACAAAAAUCUAGGAGCUUAAAACACUGCCCACAAAAUAAAUUUUCAUAUAGAGUCCAUAGAGUGAAAUUUAAGUGUCUUUUAUCAAGAGAAUUAAGAUUUACAAGCAUUCAGAAUGAAGAUUCAUCAUAAGAAUCUACAGAAUAUUAUGCAGGGAUUGGUGGCAGGCACUCUUGGCAUUAAACCUUAGCACAGCUCAUGUGCCUUUUGAAACCAUGGAUUACCUUACUUCAGUGCACAUUACACAAACACGUAGUGUCAAAUAGGAUCAUGCAAAAAGAACUGGGACAACUUGAACCAUUCCUUAUAGAAGUGUCGUCUUGUACUUUUUUUUUGUCUGUGCUAUCUUGAUCAGUCCAAACUUGAGGGAGACUAGAUUAUUUUGCCACAGAGGAAUUGAGGAUAAUUCAGAUGUGGCCUUCUGGUAUUUUGGAAGAAUUUUUCUUCCAUUUGAUCCUUAGGCAAUCAUGGACUGAGUACCUGAUUGACUGUGUUGCUAGGUAGGUCUUCUCUCUAAUUUUGCACAAGGUUUGUCAGUUCUAGCUUCUAAUGCAUUUUAUUGCUGCUCAGAGUUCUAGGUUUAUUGAAAUAAAUGUCAAUAAAAGCUUAUUUGUUUUAAAAAA
This is a messenger RNA of Hemicordylus capensis (graceful crag lizard), 3094 nucleotides long. It is a transcript of the gene ACOT11, whose product is annotated as acyl-CoA thioesterase 11. The transcript has 18 exons. Gene Ontology annotation, molecular function: thiolester hydrolase activity; lipid binding. The record is from RefSeq and is a predicted model, not a curated record. Bases 110 to 2011 code for a protein of 633 amino acids. Lineage: Eukaryota; Metazoa; Chordata; Lepidosauria; Squamata; Cordylidae. Gene Ontology annotation, cellular component: extracellular exosome.